UGAAUCACCAGUGGCGCUAACAGUCAAAAAUGGAGUUUGUUGGACAUUCCAUAUGUGAAAAAGUGACACGUUAAAUACUAAGAUCCACCACGUACCGUGAUAAUAUUCCUAUGGCGAAUGUAGACAAGCCGUUUUCUACCAUUCGCGUGUUUGAAAGAAUUACGCUGUUUUUAUGAAAAGUUGAGAAAAUGGGAGAUGGAGGCGGUGUUGAUUUCCUGGGGCAAUAUCGGGCUAUCUCGAAUAAAUUGAAGAAGAGAUUCCUUAGGAAACCCAAUGUCACUGAAGCUAGUGAUCAAUUUGGUUCAUUGGCUGUGCGGUGUGAAAAUGAUGAGUUACCUCAGUAUGCCGGCCUUUGUUGGAUGGCUGCUGCAAGAUGUGAAGGUUCUUUAGGAAAUUCUCCAGGAGAAGCUUGGGACCUUGUUCGUGCAGGUCGCCAAUUUAUGAAAGCAGAAGUAAAAGGUGCUAAACUUGGAUGCCCUAGUCCUGGUGGAGAACAUUUGCAAGCAGCGAUCAAUUGUUUCUCUCAUGCAUCCAGUAAGUGGCAACAGCAUCGAACAACUGAACAACCAUCUGCUGCUAGUCCUUGUCCGCUCUCUGCAGGCUUAGCAUUAGAACUCGGAAAUGCUUUGAGAUUAGAUUUAAAUCGUGUAGCAGAAGCUGCAACUCAGUAUCAGAAAGCAGUUGAACUCCAAAGAUGUAGUCCACUGGAACAGCUACACAGUUUAGGAUUACUUGCAUCUUGUAAGAUUGAAUUAGGAGAUUAUGAUGGUGCCCUCACGACAUUCAAUGAAAUGGUAUCUGUAGCUGAAUUAGGAGGUCGACCUUACAUUGGGACUUAUAGUGAUAUUUUACAUAGGUGUGAGAUUACACGUGUUUUACUGCUUCUCAUACUGCAGCCUUCUGCUCAGAGACUUCCCCCUGACUUGGCUCAGGUGCUGGAGAAAUAUGCGUGGGCUGAGGAGUGUAGUGUUCCAGUGAGCUAUCUGAAUGAGGACGAGUUCCUGUUGCUGCAGUCUCUUGUCAUGGCAAGCCAGGCCCAUGAUGUUGACUCGUUGCAGUCUUUAGAGGCUGAGUUGUGGAAGUUCCUUUCUGCUGAGCAGAGGGACCUGCUUCGGACAUUAGUACGAAAAAUGACUCUCAGUCCCAAGUGAUAUUGUGUAUCAAAUGUUAUGUUAUAUACUUAGUUUAAUGAAUAAAUUGGUGACAAAAUGAACAAUAUUCAGACUUAAGAGGAUAUGUUUUUGACAUUAGUUUCUUCAAUAUCAUGUAUUUCCUGUUUUUAUUCACAUAAUAUAUAGUCUCUUGAGUAAAAAUUAAAAACAAAAUUGUUACACACUGUGCUCUAUAUACAGAAUUUAUUCUGCCGAAUAUAAGAUAAGGUCUUUUCUAAAUAUCUCCUUUGAGGAAAAGGGGGUCAUCUUACUUUAGCAGAUUAAGCCUAGUCACUUUGGAUCAGCGUUUUUGGAUCAGUCUUUCCUCCUCUUGAUAAAAUCUUCAUGACUAUUUGGAAGUGAAAAACAAAAAUGGCACAGGCAAAAAUACUUUAUCAUGUACAAAACAAUUUUAUUGAAUGAAGGCAAUUAGCUAUUUUAUUUUGACCAUAAAUAGUAAGAAUUAGUUAAAAAUAAGAAAUUCUCAGGAAAUCUCUUCAAAAUUAGGAGGUUGUCUUAUAUUCGGGUAAAUAUGGUA
Molecule: messenger RNA, 1689 nt
Organism: Gryllus bimaculatus (two-spotted cricket)
Lineage: Eukaryota; Metazoa; Arthropoda; Insecta; Orthoptera; Gryllidae
Source: the annotation of a GenBank genome assembly